This is a messenger RNA of Melanotaenia boesemani (Boeseman's rainbowfish), 2062 nucleotides long. RefSeq names its product galactokinase 2 (gene galk2). NCBI's taxonomy places the organism in Eukaryota, Metazoa, Chordata, Actinopteri, Atheriniformes, Melanotaeniidae. The record is from RefSeq and is a predicted model, not a curated record. Gene Ontology annotation, molecular function: galactokinase activity; ATP binding. Gene Ontology annotation, cellular component: cytoplasm; cytosol. The transcript is spliced from 10 exons. Bases 144 to 1520 code for a protein of 458 amino acids. Gene Ontology annotation, biological process: carbohydrate phosphorylation; galactose metabolic process.
UCCGUUUUUGGCUGACCGGAGUUCAGCGGUUACGUAUCCGGGAUCAGUCGGAGACAGUCAGCUGACAGCAGGCUCAGUCUGAACUCUCCUGAUUAACAACCAAAGAUUAUUUUAGCAGCCUAAUUAUUUGUAAACUGACAGACAUGACAGCAAAUCCACCCAAGAUAAAGACGGCGAUAAAUACUAAUGAAAGGUUGAAAAACUUAAAAAAUAUAUUUGAAACAAAGUAUGGCGAAUCUCCUCUCUUCUAUGCAUGUGCACCCGGAAGGGUAAAUCUAAUAGGAGAGCAUAUUGACUACUGUGGCUAUUCUGUACUUCCAAUGGCCAUAGAGCAGAAUAUCCUAGCAGCUGUGUCUGUGAACAAUUCAGGGACCAUCCAGUUGGCCAACAUUAAUCCUCAGUACCAAGAUUUCAAACAAUCAUGCCCAGAAGACAUCACCAUAGACCGAGACAACCCAAAGUGGUAUUAUUAUUUUCUCUGUGGAGUUAAAGGUAUUCAGGAGAGGUUUGGGAUCACUCGUUUAGCAGGGAUGUCGUGUGUCAUUGAUGGAACCAUUCCUCCAAGCUCCGGGCUGUCCAGUUCAAGUGCCUUAGUUUGUUGCUCAGCCCUCAUAACAAUGGAGGCAAAUGAAAAGUCCCUCUCCAAGGUCUCUCUUGCUGAGAUAUGUGCCAAAUGUGAACAAUACAUUGGUACAGAGGGAGGAGGCAUGGACCAGUCUAUAUCCUUCCUGGCAGAGAGAGGAACUGCAAAGCUGAUAGAGUUCCAGCCUCUGAAGGCCACUGAUGUCAAGCUACCAGAGGGGGUUGUGUUUGUUAUUUCCAACUGCUGCAAGGAGAUGAAUAAAGCUGCUUCUUCUCAUUACAACAUCCGUGUGGUGGAGUGUCGGAUUGCCACAAAGAUGCUGGCACAGGCACGGGGUCUGGAUUCAAGCAGGUUGCUGAAGCUUGCUCAGGUUCAGACAGAGCUGAAGGCCUCACUGGAGGAGAUGCUGGCUCUUGUGGAUGAGGUGUUGCAUCCUGAGCCGUACAGCCGUGAGGAGAUUUGCAAGGUGCUGUGCAUCACUUUGGAGCAGUUCUCCACAGACUUGCUGAGCGCCAACACUCAGGAUGUAACACACUUCAAGCUUCACCAGCGAGCCAAGCACGUCUACGGUGAGGCUGCCCGUGUGAUGAUGUUCAAAAGUGUGUGUGACUCUGGACCUGCAGAAUCCAUACAACUCCUGGGAGAGCUGAUGAACCAGAGCCAUGCGAGCUGCAGAGAUCUGUAUGAGUGCAGCUGUCCUGAACUGGACCAACUGGUGGACAUCUGUCUGAAGUCUGGGGCUGUUGGUUCCCGGUUGACAGGAGCGGGAUGGGGAGGCUGUGCUGUCUCCAUGGUUCCCAGUGAGAAGAUAGAGUCCUUCUUACAAGCUGUCAGAGAAGCUUACUUCCUCCCUGACCCACGCCGAGCAGCGAUGGAAAAACAAAGUUUGUUUGUAUCAAAGCCAGGUGGCGGAGCAGCAGUUAUCUUGGAAGAAUAAAAUGCUUCAACAUGUGUAUUAGAAUACACCGAUGACAGAAAAUAAGGGAUUAAUUCAGCAAAUCAAAAUGAUUUCAGUUUACUCUUUAAGAUUAUAAGGGCCAAAAAUCAUCAGUGGUGCUUUAAUUUUUUUUUUUUUGUAAUGAUUUUCAUAAUUAUUGAGUUUUAACUUUCUGUCUCAUCUAAGAUCACCCUGUCAUGUAAAAAACACACAAAUUGUACCGUAUGAUAGCCAUCAAUCUUUUCUUAAAUGAGAAAUACAUUUUAGAAUUUAAUGUUAAGCUACAAAAAUUAUUAAUACUUGAAUUAGAUGAAUAUUUUUAGGCUUUACAUGUGUAUCACUGAAGCAAUAACACUGAGUUUUGGCCUCUGCACAUUUCUUGCAUAAUCUGACAGCUGUGACAGUAAACAUUCAGUGAUCUGAGGAAAAUCUAAUCGACUCUACUCAAACUAACUGGUCAUGAAUCCAGACAUCCUCCUGUCACUCUUUCUGUUUAACGAUCUACUUAAAAUGUGGUGUGUAAAAUAAAAUAUUUUGUCAUU